Messenger RNA from Meloidogyne enterolobii, 842 nucleotides. The record is from the annotation of a GenBank genome assembly. Lineage: Eukaryota; Metazoa; Nematoda; Chromadorea; Rhabditida; Meloidogynidae.
CUGGGACACUCUAACUCUGGCACCGAACCGGAUUUUACUUUUUAAAUUUUCUUUUUUUUUGGCGGAAUUGGCAAACUGUUUUCCUUUCAAAUUUUAUUUUCGAUUUUCUCCAUUUACGAUUUUUUUAUUUUUAUUUUGAUUUACUUUGUUUUUGGGGAAGCUAGAUUUUUUAUUUAGGAAGUUUAUAUACUCACUUAAAAUAAAAAAAAAAUUAGAAAAUCAACAUGGAUUUAGCCAUUGCUCUUUUGAAUAAUAUUCGGAUCAUUUUUUUGAGCCGCUGGCGGCAAUGAUUACUGACUUACGAAAUGAAGGAGAUGGAGGCGAUGAUGCUGGUGGAGGCGGGAAUGCUGGUGGAGGUUUUGUAGCUGCUGCAGCUGGUAUUGUUGGUGGAGGGGAGGAUGCAGUUAGCCCGGCUUCCUCCGGAGCUGCUUCUGUUGACAUUUUAAAUUGAGGUUAAAGUAAAUGAAUAAAAAAAGGUUAAAUAAUUUUGAUAUUUAUUAAAUUGAAUAAAAUUGAUUUUCUUUUGUUUGGUAAUUGUAUGGUUCGAAUCUCUCACUUGAGAGUUGGAGUUGUUCCCUCUUUGGGGACGAAAUUUUUUGCUGUGAUGUUCGAUAGUUGUUUUUGCAUUUUCCGCAAAGUGUUUUUUUAAUCGCGUCUUCGUCAAAUAUUGUUCAACCACAUUGAUUUCGAUCGUUUUCUUUUUCGGACUAUCUCGACUAGCUCUUGAGCUAUCAUUUGCGAACUCGACUAUUGCUAAAAUAUUGACCAAUUUUAACCCCUCAACAAUUUUUGAACCCUUGUAACCCAGCUUAGAGGUGUUCUCACACUUUUUCCGAUGUCUU